Messenger RNA from Cyclospora cayetanensis, 3564 nucleotides. Its product is annotated as leucine--tRNA ligase, cytoplasmic. Gene Ontology annotation, biological process: leucyl-tRNA aminoacylation. The transcript is spliced from 19 exons. NCBI's taxonomy places the organism in Eukaryota, Apicomplexa, Conoidasida, Eucoccidiorida, Eimeriidae. Gene Ontology annotation, molecular function: ATP binding; aminoacyl-tRNA deacylase activity; leucine-tRNA ligase activity. The coding region runs from base 1 to 3564 and encodes 1187 amino acids. The record is from RefSeq and is a predicted model, not a curated record.
AUGCCUCAUACUGGUACCUCCGAAGCGAAAUCGGGGGCCCCCCCGUCGGGGGCCCUCCCCGCGAGUGGGGGUUCCUUUGUGCGGCGUGACAAGCUAAUGCGGAUAGAGGAGGAUGUUCAGCGGCUGUGGGACAAAACGCGCCCGUACGAGGUUGACGUGUGCUCACUGAGGCGUCCUCGCUUUGUGGAUUCUGAGCCUUGCAAUGGCUCCUCCGUGAAGAACAAGUUCUUUUGCUCGUUUCCUUACCCGUAUAUGAAUGGCCUGCUGCAUCUCGGGCAUGGUUUUACCCUCUGCAAGGCGGAGUUUCUGGCUCGAUACUACCGCCUGAGAGGAAAGAACGUUCUGUGGCCUUUCGCGCUCCACUGCACGGGGAUGCCCAUCUUGGCAUGCGCCGACCGGCUGAAGAGGGAAAUUGAAGCAAAGAAGAAGGAGCAUGAGCUGCAGGAAGACAAAAAGGAAGACCAGCAGGAGGAAGGUGGAUCGUCUGAUCCCACGAAGUUCAGCAGUGCCAAGUCCAAAUUGGUGGCCAAAACGGGGGGUUUGAAGAGCCAGUGGGAGAUUAUGGCUGCCUUGGGGGUUCCUCAGGAUGAAAUUGCACGCUUCGCAGAUGCCAAUUACUGGCUCGACUAUUUUCCCCCAAGGUGCAAGAAAAACUUGAUACGCCUGGGUGUCGCAGUAGAUUGGCGUCGUUCCUUCAUCACGACAGACAGAAAUCCUUUCUACUCGGCCUUUGUUCGCUGGCAGUUCAUGAAACUCAUGGCGGCGGGGAAAAUUUCAUUCGGAACCAGGCCAACAGUGAUUAGCCGUCGCGAGCUACAGGCCUGUGCAGACCACGAUAGGCUCAGUGGAGAGGGCAUCGGUCCUCAGGAGUAUACGUUGAUAAAGAUGCGCAUUAAGACUGAGCAAAUGGAUGCUUCACAUGCCCCCCAUGCUGAGUUCAAAGCGGCCUGGGAGAAGCACAGUAGCACCAAUGAGGGGCAGAGCAGGCAAAUCUUCCUUGUGGCAGCGACGUUGAGGCCCGAAACCAUGUAUGGACAGACGAACUGCUAUGUUCUUCCCGAAGGAGAGUAUGGCGUAUACUUGGCGUUUGAAAAGUCUAGAGUGUCUGCCACGGCGGAGCAGCAGCAGGAGCAGCGACAGCAGCCAACGCUACAGGAGAAGCUCGCAGCAGCAGCGGCGGCCUCAAAGGCUGCGGAUACUCUCGAGCACAUAAUGACGCGCGAGGAGGCCCUUGCGGCUUGCAAUGUGGCUUUCAUCUGCUCCCACAGAUCCGCACUCAACAUGGCAUACCAGGGUUUGAUGCCACUGGAGGCUUCCGGCGGAGCAGAUGAGCUGCCAACACCACACUGCCUACACCGGGUGUCUGGACAGGCUCUGUUGGGCCUGCCUCUUGCUGCCCCUCUGGCUUCUUACGACACGGUCUUCGCGUUGCCUAUGCAAACCAUUUCUCUUGAAAAAGGUACCGGCGUCGUCACGAGCGUGCCUACGGAUUCUCCGGAUGAUUUCACGACUCUGGAGUACAUCCGAAGCAAGAUCGAAUACUUCAACAAGUUGUAUGGGAUCAAGGAGGAAUGGGUGCUGCCUUUCCAGCCUGUUGAGAUCAUUGAGGUGCCUGGACUUGGUCGGCAGGCGGCGCCUACGCUGUGCGCGCAACUCGGGGUGUCUGGGCCUAAGGACACGCAGCGACUGCAGCAGGCUAAGGAGGAGGCUUACCGCAGGGGGUUCUAUGAGGGUGUGAUGACGGUUGGGCCUUUCGCUGGCCGAAAGGUGCAGGAGGCUAAGGCCUUGGUGCGGGAGCAGCUGCUCCAAGAGGGGUCUGCGUGCGUGUAUUAUGAGCCAGAGAAAAAGGUCGUGGCUAGGAGCGGCGACGAGUGCGUCGUAGGGCUCCUACCGCAGUGGUUCAUAAGUUACGGGGAGGCAGAAUGGAGACAACAGGUGGAAGACUACAUCUCUGGGGAGGACUUCAGCGCGUUUAGCCCCCAGGCGCAACAUCAAUUCGCGUUUGUCCUUUCGUGGCUCAAAGAAUGGGCCUGCAGCAGGAGCUAUGGACUUGGCACGUUUCUUCCAUGGACCGUCAACACGGAUAACCCUGUCCUUAUCGAAAGUCUCAGCGACUCUACCAUUUAUAUGGCGUACUACACGGGCGGAGACAUGUACGGGCAAAGCGUUGGGCCUCUAGGCCUGAAACCAGAAGACCUUACAGAAGCCUUCUUCGACUACAUUUUCCUCCUCAGCGACACGCCUCCAGAAGGCUCGGCUGUCUCGGUCGAUAACCUCAACCUACUGCGCUCGGAGUUCGCGUACUGGUAUCCCUUGGACUUGCGUGUUAGCGGCAAGGAUCUAAUUUUCAACCAUCUUACUUUUUGUCUGUACUGCCAUACAGCCGUGUGGCCCAAACAGCAAGAGCUCUGGCCGAGGGCGUUUGCCUGCAACGGCAUGGUGCUGGUAGACUCGGAAAAGAUGAGCAAAAGUACCGGAAACUUCUUAACAAUUGAGGAAUCUAUUGAGAAAUUUUCUGCAGACGCGACUAGAAUCGCUUUUGCUGAUGCAGGAGACUCCUUGGAUGACGCCAAUUUCCAGCGGGAGACAGCCAAUGCGGCCAUCACCCGGCUUUAUCUCCUCGAGGGCCUCGUUGCAGACUUUGUUGCCGGAAAGAUAGAGCUGCGGGACGGCCCCCUGUCUGCCGCGGAUGAGCUGUUUCAAAAUGAAAUCGGCCUGUGUGUGCAAUCGGCAGCCGCGGCCUAUGAAGCAAUGCAGAAUCGCGAGGCCCUCAAGGCUGCGUUCUACGAGCUGACAAUUAAGCGCGACCAGUACAAGCAGCUUGUUGGCGAUGAAAAAAUGCAUCGCGAUAUGCUCAGGAUGUGGAUCGAGGCGCAAGCCAUAACGCUCUGCCCGAUCGCUCCCCACAUUUGCGAGUAUUUGUGGAGUUGCCUCCUGAAGAAGGAGAACCUCGUCGUCGACGCCGCGUGGCCUCAACUCACCUACGACUCCGCCCUCCACAGGAAGUUUACUCUGCUGCUAUCGUGCGUCGAGGAAUUCCGGCGGGCCAAGGAGAAGGCGCUACAAGCAGCAGCGGGCGGGAAGAAGAAGGGCAAGCAACAGCAGCAACAGCAACAGCAACCGCAGCAACAACUGACUCACGGCGUAGCAUAUAUUGCACAGGAGUACGGCCCCCUGCAGCAGCGCGUGCUGUCCGUGUUGCAGCGAGUGCCUUUAGUCCAAGGGCUUCAAGGGCAGGUGGAGGCUCCCAGCGACUUCAUGCAGAUUGUGAAGGACGCACCAGAGCUGGAGGACUUGGACAAGAACCAGAAGAAAGAGGCCCUCGCGUUUGCCUCCUAUCAAAUGCGGGAUGAGCUCAAGGCCUGCGGGCGAUCAGCUCUAGAGUUACGUUUACCGUUCAGCGAGAAAGCGCUUUUAGAAGCGCAUCGCCGCUUCCUUGAGGUUUCUCUAGAGCUCACUUCACUAGAAUUCCGGAGCAGCGACGACCCAAGCCCCUUGGAUUCUACUAACUGCCGUACCCUUGCUAAGCCGGGCAAACCGUCAAUCUUCUUCACAUCUGUAUAA